CGGCGGCGGCGCGCGGGCGCGGCACCCGGAAGUCUGUGGCGGCGGAGGCGACUGUGUGGCCCCGUGUGAACAAAGCUGCUCUCAGGGACCCAUGUGCAUCAUCUUCUUUAAGUUUGAUCCUCGCCCUGUUUCCAAAAAUGCUUACAGGCUCAUCCUGGCGGCCAACAGGGAUGAAUUUUACCACAGACCAUCCAAGUUAGCAGACUUCUGGGGGAACAACAAUGAGGUCCUCAGUGGACUUGACAUGGAGGAAGGCAAGGAAGGAGGCACGUGGCUGGGCAUUAGCACACGGGGGAAGCUGGCCGCGCUCACCAACUACCUGCAACCACGGCAGGACCGGGAUGCCCGGGGCCGAGGUGAACUUGUGACCCACUUUCUGACUACAGACAUGGACAGCUUGUCCUACUUGAAGAAGGUCUCUGCGGAGGGCCACCUGUACAACGGCUUUAACCUCAUAGCAGCUGACCUGAGCACAGAGAAGGGAGAUGUCGUUUGCUACUAUGGAAACCGGGGGGAGCCUGAGCCUGUCGUCCUGGCACCAGGGACCUAUGGACUAAGCAAUGCACUGCUGGAGACACCCUGGAGGAAGCUGUGCUUUGGAAAGCAGCUCUUCCUGGAGGCCGUGGAGCGGAGCCAGGAGCUGCCCAAGGAUGCCCUCAUCGCCCAGCUCCUGCACGUGCUCAACAAUGAUGAGGCGCAGCUGCCAGAUCCAGCUAUUGAGGACCAGGGCAGGGAGUAUGUGCAGCCCUUUCUGAGCAAGUACGCAGCUGUGUGUGUGCGCUGCCCAGGCUAUGGCACCAGAACCAACACAGUCAUCCUCGUGGAUGCGGACGGGCAUGUGACCUUCACAGAACGUAGCAUGCUGGACAAGGACCCCUCCUGCUGGGAGACCAGCACCCACGAGUUCAAGCUGCAGAGCUAACCCUUCCCCCUGGAUGUGGCCACUGGGCUCCAGGAAGGCCCUGCCUCAAGGGCUAGUAUGGAUAGGAAUUAUCACAUGUACUGCCUGUGACUUGGCCAGCAUCCCCCAGGACCAGGGUCCUCUGGUGUUUGUGUGACCUGUCUGUGUUGUCAUGUCCAGCUCAGGGUCCACCCUCAUGCCAGUGGGAGUGACAGAGUCACAUGGCCAGGUCUGAGGGGGGCUCAGGUGUGCUAUGCAUGUGUGAAGGCACCUGGGCCUACCCCCUGCCCAAGCACAGAGGCACAUACUCAAGGCACAUGUUUCCACGCAUACCUGCAGGUGCAUGGUCACACACACACACGCACAUGCACAUAUGAGCAACAGAGAGGUACACACACACACUCCCAGGCAUACCCACACAUGCGUGCCACACAGGCAGAGGUGUGCCUCUCACAUCCACAUGUGCUUCUGGCUAGUGGGUCUUUGCUUUGACCAAAACAACAGGAGUAGACUGUUGUUUAAGAGUGGCUCCUCUCCUGGGUGUAGUCCACUUCUGGACAACCAGACUUGCUCUUAGAGAGGAGAGGCCCCAUUUGGAAUGAGAAAUGAGAACAACUCCAGAAGAACCUGCUUUCAUAACAGAAGCACCGCCUGGUUGGUUGUCCUUUGUGCUCUGGGGGAUCUCCUAUGUGCAUGGGGUGGUCCUGUGGGGGAGGGGAGCGGUCUUGCAUGCACCAGGGGUCCUGUGUAUGCUGAAACACUUUGCCAGGCUCUCAGGCACCUACUUGCCUGCCCACUGGGGUCAUGGGUCCUGAGCAGGCCCAUCUCAGCGAUGGGACACAGCCAACCCUUUCUAUUUCCCUUCUCCUUGGGGAGUCGGACUUCAUAGGAAUCUGUCCUUGAACAUGAGACCUUGAUAAUAAAACUCUGAGGUGUGGUGA
Prionailurus viverrinus (fishing cat) is the source of this 1842-nucleotide messenger RNA. RefSeq names its product transport and golgi organization 2 homolog (gene TANGO2). NCBI's taxonomy places the organism in Eukaryota, Metazoa, Chordata, Mammalia, Carnivora, Felidae. The coding region runs from base 92 to 922 and encodes 276 amino acids. Gene Ontology annotation, cellular component: Golgi apparatus. The record is from RefSeq and is a predicted model, not a curated record. The transcript has 9 exons. Gene Ontology annotation, biological process: protein secretion; Golgi organization.